Fusarium poae is the source of this 1086-nucleotide messenger RNA. RefSeq lists its product as uncharacterized. The transcript has a single exon. The record is from RefSeq and is a predicted model, not a curated record. The coding region runs from base 1 to 1086 and encodes 361 amino acids. Lineage: Eukaryota; Fungi; Ascomycota; Sordariomycetes; Hypocreales; Nectriaceae.
AUGGCGGCAACUAUCGACUUGAAGCAGGUGGCUGCUGCUGUUGAGUGGCAGUAUAACGGCGCGACACAGUACUUGACGAAUGCCGAUCCUAAGCAUGCCCCGAUACGAUUUACGUUACGCGUCAACGCGACCGAGAAUGAACAUCAUUGUGCUCUCCUAGAUUUGAUAGUUCCAGUUAAAUUCAAGGACAAGCAAAGUAGUGCGGGUACUUCGGCAAUUUGCUUGCGGAUUAAUCCUCCAUCCAUCACAUCUCUCGACUUUUCCACCAAGACGGAUCUACCCAAGGCCAUCGAGCAGAUAUUCCCGUCUUCUGCGAUAUGUCUGGAUCUUCAAUUCGAUAGCAAUGUUAUUGUUCUUAUCCCCAGCCUCGUCAAGGAACCUCCCAUGGCAGCCCGUCAACGAUCAGGCAAGAUUAUCGACUUGUUAUAUGAGCUCUCCCACGUUACAACUUUACGUGUCUACAUCCAAGAUUCUCUUUUAUCCUUGGAUCAAUUGAACUCUCUCAAGGAUAUAGUCACGCAACGUCAACUGCAGCCAUUUUCUGGCCGCGAGGAUAAUAUUAGUAGAAUGUUCAGCGAAACUGGAGCAAAGAUCACGAACCUUGCCGCGUCGCUACCAUCAGCCUACAACAAAGCUACAACCCAACCAGAACCUCCCUCAUACGAAAAGACCACAGCCACGUCAUCCUCUCACAAGCGUAAACGAAGCCAAGAAGUACUAGACACUUCCAAUUCAGUAUGGGACCAGCUACAAAAGCUAGAGACAUUAAUACACGACCGCACAGCGCAAAUCGACCAGUCAAAGCUAGUCCACGAGCUACAAACCGAGAUAAUCCAGCUCCGAGAAAAGCUCACGCGGUGCGAGAAGAUCUGCGCGGAUCUAGAGGCCGAGGUUGCUGUGUUUCGAGAGGCGCAGGGCAACGCGGAUGAUGCAGAGGACGUAGAAUUGAUUGAGAUGCGCGACGAUAUCAAGGCGCUGGGGAAUAGGAUGGAUUUUAUUGAGCGUGGCAAAGACGACGUUGAGUUUGGUAAUAAGAUAAAACUAGAGGUUUUUGAUGAGUUGGCGGCUCGUGUUUUGAGGGGGUGA